Messenger RNA from Ruditapes philippinarum (Manila clam), 2862 nucleotides. RefSeq lists its product as uncharacterized. Gene Ontology annotation, molecular function: protein binding. The transcript is spliced from 4 exons. Lineage: Eukaryota; Metazoa; Mollusca; Bivalvia; Venerida; Veneridae. Bases 79 to 1371 code for a protein of 430 amino acids. The record is from RefSeq and is a predicted model, not a curated record.
UAUGUCACUGGCUACAUCACUUUUGGAUCAGUUUUAGAACUUGGUGUAACAAAAAAUCGCAGAACAUGUACUAAGAAAAUGUCUAAAUUUCUUAGUUUAAGUAUUGGACUUUUAUUAUCAUUGUUUUGUCAGGUAAGAUGUGCAAAAGUAAGGUAUCAACUGCUGUCAAUGCGAAUAGACAAUGUAAUUCGUGAAAACAAUAAUCUAAAAUCUGAGCUUAAGGACACUAAGGCAGUUGUUGAUAGACUCGAGAACAAAAUCAAAAGUAUGGAAGUGAAUAUCUCACUUAUGGCAAGUAAAGCGGCAAGAUAUGAAGAAGAAAAUUCAGAAACUCUGUUAAAUGAAAAGAUCCAUACUUUUGAAAACAUAUCUGCGUCUCAAUUUGAAAAGAAAUUUAAGACAGAAGCAAUAGUAUUGCGGAAAAUGCUAGUUAACGAGAAGUCACACAUGAGAGACACAAUAAGAGAAUUUGAACAAAAAUUUAAAAGAUUUAAAAGAAAAACAAAAAAGAGUUCAAAAAAACUCAUAGAUAAUUUAAGUUCAAUGGAUACCACUGUUGAAAGUUUAGAAAAUUCAAUUUCCAAACAAAACAUAACAGCAAUCACUAUGCUAGUAGCAGUAGAGGACAGACUCAAAAGUCAGUUAAAGGACACAGACCUACUCAGACAAGACAUGAGUGUAGACUUUAAGAGAAAAUUUCGAUCAGUCUCGUCAAAGCAAGACAGACUUGAAGACACAUUUUCUGGUCAAAUCAGGGCUUUAAGCCAAAGAACAUCCGAACAAAACAUAACAGCAAUGACUACGCUAGAAGCAGUAAGUCGUCUAACCACUGCCGAGUUGAAUCUGCAAAGUACAUACAGAGAUCUAAACAACCGGCUCAAAAGCGCCGAGAGUGAACUUCGAUCAGUCUUGUCAAAGCAAGAGAGACUGGAAGACAUAUGUUCUGGUCAUAUCAGUGCUUCAAGCAGACGAGUCUCUGAAGAGGAAGAAAGAAAGGUUGCAUUUUCAGCUAGGAUGACUAAGCCAGAUAGUUACUAUGGCAAGAACGAACGAUUAGUGUUUGAUUCAGUUAUAUAUAGUCACGGCGGUGGAUACAGCUCCUCAACGGGGAUAUUUACAGCGCCAAAAUCAGGAACUUAUUUGUUUAUUUAUAAUAUAGAGUCAACAGUUGCAGGUAGAGCCGCUGUGGUUUUAAUGAUGAAUGGUAAAACAAAAACUGAAGUUGUAGCAAGAGGCAGCGAAAAUGGAGGAAAUUCAGGGAUUGGUUAUGUUCGGAAAGGUGAAAAGGUUUGGAUAGAGACCUUGCAUUUUGAAAGUAAGUAUUACAUCUCGCAUUACAGGACAACCUUUAAUGGUAUCUUGAUAGACUAAAAAAGUACCAUGAAUUGCCAUAUAAACAUUAUACAGCAUGAUCAAAUGCAAAAUGAUUAUACAUUCCCCCUGACCUACACGUUUAAUUCAAAGCCUAGCGGGAGCUGAUUUUAAUCACAUUGUAAUUAUAGAUUUGAAUUCGAGCUGCAAAGUAUCGGUCAUUGUUUAAUUAUAAGAUUUUUGUUCAAGUUAAAACAUAUGAAAAGCAAAUAGUGUUUCUAUUUAAAUACAAAAAUAUAAAAUAUUGGUUUUGGCCGUCUUGAAUGUGAGCAAAGUAAUUCCUGUUCUAAAAAGAAUUGGUUCACGCAGAAUUAAUUUUAAAUAGUGGUUGAAAUUAUAUUUCAAUAUAAUCGCUCUUUUUGCCAAAUUCUAAUACAUUUUAUAAGCACAAAUUUGUCAUUUAUUUAAUACUGUUCCCGUUAAAUUAACCACACUCGUACUGUUUAAAGAUUUAAAACGUAAUUUCAGCCACUAUGGUUAGUGUUUGUACAAGCAGCUUUAAUUCCAUUUAUCUAUCUCGCAACUGCAUCAUGCCAGGCAGUUUAAUUUUCAUUUAUGCUGUCUUACAAACAAUAACAUAUACUUAGCCAGGAUAUUUAGACAAAUAUAUUGCCGAAUUCAUACAAUCAUUAUAAGGGAUUGAUGUUCAACUGUUUAAAAAAUUGUUCAUGAAUUUUGUAUGUUUUUAUAGAAUUUCAAUUUGCAUAAUUUUAGCUACAUUUAAGUAAAAAUGACAUUUUCACCUACCUUGUCUUUGUUUUCAUUUGCUUAGCUGCUGCCUUAUGAAAUAAACUCACAUCAAAACUGACAUCAAAAUAAUGUUGAUGACUUUUCUUGAAAAGAAGUUAAUUUAUAUGGUAGGUAGCAGUAUACCUCACGUGAUUAAAUUAUGAUAUAUUCUUAUGUGACGUCAGAGAGUAAUUAUGUGUAAAAAAGUAUACCAGCUCUGGCUGGCGUAUUAGCUUUAGCGUCACAAGUCCACAAAAAGACGUGUGUACUGAAGGUUAUAGUGCACUUAUUAUACAGACGCCGGCCAUUUUUUAACAAAUAACUAUUGAUAUUCAAUGGCGUCAGUUGUUCCACUCUCAAUCUUUCGCUAGGCAUUUAGUUUAUUGACUUUGUUUUAUAAGUGAUAAAUAAAAUAUAUUUACAGAAUAAAUGUCUCAUUGCUUUAUAAACCUUUGACUUGCAGCGGUACACGAACUCUUCAACAAAAAAUUAAAAUCAAAUGCAUACAUUUUUGUUAUUUUUAUAUGUUAUGAAAAUCAUGGACUUAUUAUCCGGUCAAUAAAUAGUUUUUGUUGUUCGUUUUUACCUGAAAAAAGUGCUAUAUUGAUUUAAAUUUAUAUAACUUAUAAAAUAGUAUUGUAUGACAAGUAAACAUGACGUUUCGGCUCACGAAGCAUGCUUUACUGUUCUGAGGAAGUAAGAUACGACCCUAUCGGUUAUUGUUCAUUUCAUGUUUACCAAAAUAAAACAAAAUGUGCUUAA